This is a messenger RNA of Suillus paluster, 309 nucleotides long. RefSeq lists its product as uncharacterized. Bases 1 to 309 code for a protein of 102 amino acids. NCBI's taxonomy places the organism in Eukaryota, Fungi, Basidiomycota, Agaricomycetes, Boletales, Suillaceae. The record is from RefSeq and is a predicted model, not a curated record. The transcript is spliced from 4 exons.
AUGCAUAGGAAUGGACUCCCUACUAUCCUUGAGGCUCGUGAUUCCAUCCCUACAACACCCAAACAUGUUGGAGUUAAACGCUCGCGCUCUGAACCCCCAACUCCGAGUCCAACCAAAUCAGGCAUACUCUCAGAUGACGAGGAAGGCCCCAACACAGAAGGACAUGCCCCUCGCAAAAAAAAACUUAUGAGGCUCUACCUCUCAUCUCCCAAUAGCAGACCAUAUCAUUCACCACUGUGCACAGCACCCGAAUAUCUUGAAGUACUCAACAAGCGAAAGACACCUGAAUCCCCUGAGCCCCCAAGUUGA